AGGCAGAGGAUCGGUGUCCAAUCACAAGCGCCUAACUUAAAAGUGGGCGUGGUUAAGUCGCUUAAUGUUGACACACUGUGCAGGAUAUCAAGCACAGAGAUUCAGUUUCGUUUCUUCACUCCACCUGUGAGACUUCACUUUUGGUUCUAGCUUGGACUUUAACAUUUUUCUGAGACGUUUCGCAGGGUUGGUGUAAAUCAUGGAAAAGGCUACAAUCAAAUUUGGAGGACUGAAUCAAGCAGCAGAAGCAAACGAGGUGCCAUCAUCUAGAUUCAGUUUUGGAUCUGUUUUUAAUCAAGCAAAAGAAGCAACCGAGACGCCAUCGACUCUCCCCAGUGUUCGACCUGUUUUUAAUCAAGCAAAAGAAGCAACCGAGACGCCAUCGACUCUCCCCAGUGUUCGACCUGUUUUUAAUCAAGCAAAAGAAGCAACCGAGACGCCAUCGACUCUCCCCAGUGUUCGACCUUUAGCAAGUAAGAAGGACAACAAGCAGAACAAAGGGCUCUUCACAAACACAUGCAUAGCUUUACAGCUACUUGACACUCCAUGGAGAUCAGUGAACUGGACCUCAGAAUCCAGGGAGGAACUGAUGGAGAAGGUCGAGUCAUACACACCGGCCAGGGGGGCCGCUUCCGAGGCCAGAGUCCUGCUUCUGGGUCCUGUUGCUGCAGGAAAAUCCAGUUUCAUUAGCUCUGUGCAGUCAGUUUUUUCUGGACGUGUCCUUAACCGGGCUAUGGUGGGCUCAUCUGCUUCUGCAAGCUUCACAAAAAGGCUCCAGUCAUUCCCCAUCAGACGGAGUGGAGAGAAAUCAGACUCUGGUCCCACUGCUCUGGUCCUGUGUGAUAUUAUGGGGCUUGGAGAUGGAGACUUGACGGGACUGAGCCUGUAUGAUGCGCUGUGUGUGAUUAAAGGACAUGUGAUAGAGGGACAUCAGUUCAGUGCAGAAGAUCCGGUCAGAUCUGAUUCCAUGGGUUUCAUAAAGAAACCGAACCUCAAAGACAAGAUUCACUGUGUGGUGUUUGUGGUGGAUGCAACAAAAAUCAACACCUACACCAAAGGACUGAGCACCACAUUCCAGCAGCUCAGACAAAACAUCAGCAGCCUGGGUGUGCACCAGGUGGCACUGCUGACUCACAUAGAUGAAGUGUGCACAAUCACAUCUCAAGACGUCAGCCAGGUGUACAGGAGCCGCCAGGUUCAGCAGCUGAUAGGGAAGGCUGGAGCACUUCUUGGAAUGGCAACUUCCUACAUCGUACCUGUGAGAAACUACUCCUCCCAGCUGGAGCUCAAUGACAACAUGGAUAUCUUACUGCUCAAUGCUGUUGACCACAUCCUUCAGUACACUGAUCUGUACUUCCAGGACAAUGUUGUGGAUUAUAAAGCUACCAACUAGAAAUGCAAUAAUACACUGCACUUUUCUAAUUCUCAGUUAUCUUUUCUUUUUUUCAGAGCAGCUAAUGCUAUCUAGUUAAUUAAUAGCUAAUGUUAGAUUUGAGGAAUGUUAGGAAUGAGUGUGUGUGUGUGUGUUUGUGAGACAGUGUGUGUGAGACAGUAGUAAAAGUGCCAACCAAGGUGUAUCCGUGCCUCAUACAGUGCUUACAGGAUGAACCCCAGCUGGAAACCUGGAAAUUGAGAAACAUAGACUGACAGAAACACAAACCAACAAAUAAUUGAAUGUAAUUUUUCAAAAUUAUGUUGAACUGCUUUUAUUUAUAUAACUGUUUAACCUUGUCAUAGUGAUCUGGACUGAUUCUAGGAUUUACAUUGUAAUUCAUUUUUCAAUUGUUAUUUUUAGCUGAAACUGGAAAAGUUGUAACAAUAUGCUUUAAAACUGGGAUAUCUAAUUACAGCACCAACUAAGAAUCUAGUAGAAUUGCUAUGCACAAUAUUUUAUUUUUUUCUAAAAUGUUACAUGUCUUUUUAGAGUGGAGAAGUCUGAAUUAAAGUUUUCUGUCUUUCUUUAAAACUCUAGAACUUUAUAUAAUACAAAAUAAA
Hemibagrus wyckioides is the source of this 1995-nucleotide messenger RNA. It is a transcript of the gene ifi44g, whose product is annotated as interferon induced protein 44g. NCBI's taxonomy places the organism in Eukaryota, Metazoa, Chordata, Actinopteri, Siluriformes, Bagridae. The coding region runs from base 200 to 1393 and encodes 397 amino acids. The transcript is spliced from 12 exons. The record is from RefSeq and is a predicted model, not a curated record.